AUGAACGUUCACGUGGAAGUUAUCUCCAAGGAGAUCAUCAAACCCUCUUCUCCAACCCCAAACCCUCUUCGCCAUUACAAGUUAUCUUUUCUUGAUCAACUAACUCCCCCAUCGUAUACCUCUUUGGUGUUUUUCUAUGAAUUUAAUGGCGAGACCCAACCCGCUAUUAAUGAAGUAUCAAAGAAACUUAAGAAGUCCUUAGCCAAGGUCUUAACCCUUUUCUACCCGCUAGCCGGACGAGUGAAAAUCGACGAUCAUUUUGUGGACUGCAAUGAUGAGGGAAUUGCCUACCUCGAGGCUCAAGUAACCAACUGCCGGCUUUGUGAUUUUCUCAACAAUCCGCUCCCUGAUGAACUCAAUAAAUUUAUCCCAUUUGCGCAAGAUGAGCAUAUUGCAAAUGAAAUUGCCCUCGGUGUCCAGCUCAAUAUGUUUGAAGGAGGCUUUGCCAUUGGUCUAUGCACUUCCCACAAGCUUGCUGAUUUGCUAUGCAUGCUCAUGUUCACCAAAACUUGGGCCGCCAUUGCCCGUGAUGAAGUCGAAAUACAGCGUCCCCAAUUGUUUCCGCCACACUCUUCCCACCCAAGGGGAUCACCAGCUAUAAUUGGGGCGCUGGUAUCGCGACGAAGAAAGUAA
Molecule: messenger RNA, 633 nt
Organism: Prunus armeniaca (apricot)
Lineage: Eukaryota; Viridiplantae; Streptophyta; Magnoliopsida; Rosales; Rosaceae
Source: the annotation of a GenBank genome assembly